CGAUUUCGCGACGAGUGUGAAUGAGCUUUGCUUCGUCGUGGACUUGUUGGGCGGUGUCUGGUGUGCGCUGCACGUACAAGGCGGUGGCAUGGACGUGUGCUUGUCCGCCCGGCCCCCAGGUGUCGUCGCCUCUCCACGUGUCUCCUUCAGCCCAAACGAGUCAUCACUCAUCCCACACAGCCACAUCUCGUGCAGAUAGGCACCCACACGGCGGCAAGCUAGCGCGCCGCUGUUCUGGAGCGAGGUCGCAUUGCAUUACCGCCGGCGACGACGAACUGCACGCGCUAGCGAUGACGGUGAUGAGCAAGCUGGCCGGAGCGGCGCUGCAGGCGUCGCUCAUGGCGCUCCUGGCGGUCCUCCUCCCGCCGUACUACGUGUGGAAGCUCACCACCUACCUCCUCGGCGCCGUCUUCCCCGAGGACGUCGCCGGCAAGGUCGUCCUCAUCACCGGUGCCUCCUCCGGCAUCGGCGAGCACCUGGCUUACGAGUACGCCAAGAGGAGAGCCUACCUGGCGCUGGUGGCGAGGAGGGAGAUGAGCCUCCGCGAGGUCGGCGACAGGGCGCUGGGGCUUGGAUCGCCGGGCGUCCUCGUCUUGCCGGCCGACGUCUCCAAGCCUGAAGACUGCGAGAAGUUCAUCGACGACACGAUCCGCUACUUCGGUAGAUUGGAUCACCUGGUGAACAACGCCUCGAUCUGGCAGGUGUGCAUGUUCGAAGAGGUGGAAGACGUGAACCACUUCAGAACACUCAUGGACAUCAACUUCUGGGGCCAUGUGUACCCAACUCGGCUCGCCAUACCUCACCUGAAGAAAACCCACGGCCGGAUCGUCGGCGUCACCUCCAACUCGUCCUACAUAUUCAUCGGGAGGAACACCUUCUACAAUGCUAGCAAGGCGGCUGCGCUCAACUUCUACGACACCCUGCGGAUGGAGCUCGGCGGCGACAUCCGCAUCACCGAGGUGGUGCCGGGCGUGGUGGAGUCGGAGAUCACCAAGGGGAAGAUCCUCACCAAGGAGGGCGAGAUGAAGGUGGACCAGGACGAAAGAGACGCGAUCCUGGGGCCGACGCCGGCGGAGCCCGUGGGCGACUUCGCGCGGGCGGUGGUGCGCGACGUGUGCCGGGGCGCCAGGUACGUGUUCGAGCCGAGGUGGUACAUGGGGGUGUACCUGCUCCGGGUCUGCCUCCCGGAGGUCCUGGCAUGGAACUCCCGCCUCCUCACCGUCGGCAGGGCCGGCGCCACCUCCACCACCGACACGCUGGGGAAGUGGCUCGUCGAGCUGCCGGGCGUGCGCCGCGCCGUGCAGCCGCCGUCGCUCCGGUCGCCGGAGAUCAAGGAGCAGUAGUGAGGCCAGACGGCCGGGCUCAACUAGUGGAUGUACAGCACUGCAGUGGCAUUGCCCUGCGCUGCUGGUCUUUGUGUUCAGGCUGUGGCGACAUGGAAUAUGAAUAAGUUGCUUGAU
Messenger RNA from Setaria italica (foxtail millet), 1460 nucleotides. Its product is annotated as 11-beta-hydroxysteroid dehydrogenase 1B. The record is from RefSeq and is a predicted model, not a curated record. The coding region runs from base 21 to 1343 and encodes 440 amino acids. The transcript has 6 exons. Lineage: Eukaryota; Viridiplantae; Streptophyta; Magnoliopsida; Poales; Poaceae. Gene Ontology annotation, molecular function: oxidoreductase activity.